CCUGUAAUCCAAUCAUUUCAUUGAUUUAUCUUCAUAGCAACAAGAAAGAAAAAUGGGAGCUCAGUGGUCUAAACAAGUGGAACGCCGGAAAUUGAUCGCCGACGAGAAGAAAACUUUAAAAGAUCUAGAAGAGAGCUCAGGCUGCGUCUUUCCCGGCUGUGAUCACCGCCCAGCCGACCGGAAAAACUGGAUUUCCGGCCUCAACCCGGAGAAAGUUCACAUUAACAAGAUUGUUUGGCCAGGAACCCAUGAUUCCGGAACCCAUAAGAUCGGAAUCAAGAUGGUUUCUCGACCAUUCGCUCAGUGUCAAUCUUUAUCCAUUUACCAACAACUCGUACUAGGAACACGUCUUCUCGACAUUCGAGUCAACGAGAAUCGGAAAGUCUGUCAUGGAAUCCUCGCAACAUUCGCUAUUGACGUUGUUAUCAACGACGUGAAGAAGUUUCUAUCAGAAACUGAAUCUGAGAUCAUAAUUCUUGAGAUCCGAACUGAAUUUGGUCAUAAUGAUCCACCGGAAUUCGAGAAACACUUGGAGGAGCAACUUGGUGAAUACUUAAUCCAUCAAGAUGAUCAUGUUUUCCAAAAAACAGUGGCGGAGAUUCUACCCAAAAGAAUUAUAUGCGUUUGGAAGCCCCAAAAAUCCGACCCACCGAAAGCGGGUAGCCCGUUUUGGAGUUCGGGUUAUUUGAAAGAUAAUUGGAUCGACACUGAUUUACCUGCGACAAAAUUCGAGAGUAAUCUGAAGUACUUGGGUCAACAACAACCGGUGACUUCCCGGAAAUACUUUUACAGGGUGGAGAAUACGGUGACACCACAAGCAGAUAACCCGGUUUUGUGUGUGAAACCGGUUACGAAACGGAUCCAUGGGUAUGCGAGGUUGUUCAUAACACAGUGUUUUUCCAGAAAUAUAGCGGAUAAAUUGCAGGUUUUUUCCACAGAUUUCAUUGAUGAGGAUUUUGUUGACGCUUGUGUUGGUCUUACUUGGGCGAGGGUCGAAGGGAAGGCUUAAAUUAAUCUCUUUCAAUGGUAAAUCAAUGUUAAUAUGUUUGUAUUAUGCAUUAAAAGGCAUUGUUUCCUUUUUGUGUUGUAACAACAGUUUGCGUUUUUAUAUGAUGAGUGUUACGUGCAAAA
Molecule: messenger RNA, 1131 nt
Organism: Lactuca sativa (garden lettuce)
Lineage: Eukaryota; Viridiplantae; Streptophyta; Magnoliopsida; Asterales; Asteraceae
Product: PLC-like phosphodiesterases superfamily protein
Biological process (GO): lipid metabolic process
Molecular function (GO): phosphoric diester hydrolase activity
Source: RefSeq, a predicted model, not a curated record